Messenger RNA from Archocentrus centrarchus (flier cichlid), 2500 nucleotides. RefSeq names its product opsin 5 (gene opn5). The transcript is spliced from 8 exons. The record is from RefSeq and is a predicted model, not a curated record. Gene Ontology annotation, molecular function: G protein-coupled receptor activity. Bases 693 to 1754 code for a protein of 353 amino acids. NCBI's taxonomy places the organism in Eukaryota, Metazoa, Chordata, Actinopteri, Cichliformes, Cichlidae. Gene Ontology annotation, cellular component: membrane. Gene Ontology annotation, biological process: visual perception; G protein-coupled receptor signaling pathway.
UUAGGAUUGCAGCCUUGUGGGGGAUGUAUUCCAAGUGGGAGGUGCCAUGUUGUAGGCUUGGAGGGACCGCCCAUGUGUUAGUUGUCCUCUGCGCCGCCCUGUGUUGUAUGUUGCAGGCUAGCGCAGGAGAGGGAAAGGAAAAGUGUGUUCGGGACAGAUGAAAAGAAAUAAAGUUUUGUUGCUGAAAUCGUGGCAGUUGCUGUCUUUCUACGCCUGGCGGAAGCUGACCCGCUGUGAAGAAGCAGGCUUGUUACCCACUACGAGCCGAGUGAAGAAUACGCCAGGGGUCUCCUUACCACGGUUGGGAGCCGCGAUCUGGUCGGGUAACACUGGGGGCUCUUGUCCGGGAUUAAGCUCCGCAAAGGACGGCGAGAGAGAGAGCGCUCCGAACGAGAGAGAAAAUGGCAGCACGCGAGGAUGCCGAGCGCAACACCAAGGUCCUGGGCGGAAGUUGAGACGGUUGGCGUGACAGCGCUUGCUAAAGGCGGGCUGCUUCACUGACUGGGGAGGCUCCUGCUCGGCAGAGGACCUGAGAGCGCCUCCGCGAUGGAGAGAAGUUGAUUCACGGGAGUCUGUGUUUCACCCCCAGCAGCUCAGCAGUCUCUUUUCUAACACUGAGCCGGGCUGACCACGGGAAAUACACCGACCCCGGAAUGGCUGAUGAGCGAUGAUCAAACGGACUUUCUCUUCUAAUGGCAGUGAUGGAGAACACAACGUGGCCAUAUCCCUCAUACGUACCCCAUUAUCGCCUACGCGGUGACCCUUUCGCCUCAAGACUCUCGAAGGAGGCGGACAUUGUUGCAGCCUUUUACGUCUGUAUCAUAGGACUCAUGUCUGCAACAGGAAAUGGUUAUGUGAUUUAUAUGACCAUCAAACGGAAGACCAAGUUAAAACCUCCUGAGCUCAUGACUGUUAACCUAGCCAUCUUUGAUUUUGGCAUAUCAGUGACAGGAAAGCCCUUUUUCAUUGCUUCUAGUUUCUCCCACCGCUGGCUAUUCGGCUGGGAGGGCUGUCGAUUCUAUGGCUGGGCAGGCUUCUUUUUUGGAUGUGGGAGCCUCAUCACAAUGACUGUGGUCAGUCUUGACCGAUAUCUCAAGAUUUGCCAUCUCCGAUAUGGCACAUGGCUAAAACGCCACCAUGCCUUCCUUUGCCUGGCCUUUGUAUGGGUGUACGCAGCCUUCUGGGCCAUAAUGCCCCUGGUGGGCUGGGGAAACUACGCCCCGGAGCCCUUUGGGACCUCGUGUACCCUGGACUGGUGGUUGGCCCAAGCCUCUGUGUCUGGCCAAAGCUUUGUCAUGGCCAUUUUGUUCUUUUGUCUUGUACUCCCUGCAGGCAUCAUUGUGUUCUCCUAUGUUAUGAUCAUCUGCAAGGUCAAGUCCUCUGCUAAGGAAAUUUCCCACUAUGAUGCCCGCAUCAAAAACAGCCACAGCCUUGAGAUGAAACUCACAAAGGUGGCAAUGAUCAUCUGCGCAGGCUUCUUGAUAGCCUGGAUCCCUUAUGCAGUGGUGUCAGUGGUGUCAGCAUUUGGUGAGCCAGACUCGGUGCCCAUUCCUGUGUCUGUUGUUCCUACAUUGCUGGCCAAGUCGUCCGCAAUGUACAACCCCAUUAUCUACCAAGUUGUGGACCUGAAAAUCUCUGCCUCCUGUUUUAAGGCCAUGAAGAAAAGAAGGCAUUUUAGAAAGUCAAGGUUCUACACCAUCUCUGGCUCAUUAAAAGACGCAUCACCAGCCAAAGAGACGCAUACUGAGAUGUGAGAGAAACCCUUCAGGCUACAUGACCCUCUUAGCAUUCCUACUUUGGACAGUUCGCCUAGUUCCCUACCCCGUGUGCCCUACCAAUCACUCCAGCCAUUUUCUGUGACCCUGAACAGGAUAAGUGGAAGAGAAUGGAUGGCUGGAUGGAUAGAUGGAUCAUCAACUGCUUUGCUUUGUUCCCAUGUACCACAACUUGGUUUUGCACCUGCACUGGACACCUGUGUGUUACCCUCAGCUCCCAACCUCCUCUUACUUGGAAAACAGCUGCACAUGUGCAGUUUCAGCUUGUUGACUUUGUUUUUAGUUCAGUAUUACAUACACACUGUUUCUCAAUGAUAUUAGGAAACAAAGCACAUGUCAUUGACUCACCAGUUGUUUGAAAAGGUUUCCAACCAAAGUAAAGUCACAACUUAAUAUACUGUAUACUUUUUCUGGUUGAGAAAAAAAGUAAAACUUUUACAAAAAUUUCAAAGGUUAAAUUUUACUGCAUUUCAAACACUGAACUGUAAGAUUACACUGUAAAAAUUAAGCACACGUAAGCCAUGUCAGUCUGAGUGUCAAGCUCAAAGUAUCUUGUACAGCUUUGUACAGGCUGUUGUCCUUUGUCCUCCUUCACCUGUGGCUUGUAUACAGUACAUAUAUAUAUAUCAAUAUCAAAAGGCACUGGAUCACCUUAGCUUAUGUUCUCUUCAUCUUUUUUGCACAGGGCCUGUUAUACCACACUGAUGAAUAAACAUUUAACCAGA